Molecule: messenger RNA, 4044 nt
Organism: Trichomonas vaginalis G3
Lineage: Eukaryota; Parabasalia; Trichomonadida; Trichomonadidae
Product: adenylate cyclase protein
Exons: 1
Coding region: 1-4044 (1347 amino acids)
Source: RefSeq, a predicted model, not a curated record
AUGUUUCCAUUGACAAUCAGCACUCUCAAUGACUCAACAUAUGCAAGGUUUUUUGGUACCAUCAUUUAUCAGGUAAUCUCACCUGAAUUUCUUGGAACAAACUAUUUUACUAUCUUUUUACUGGCUUUUGCGAUCUUCUUCACACUCUAUCUAACAUAUUACUACUUUAGACGUGACCAGUUGGUUUUUCAUCAUGCACAAGCCCCUAUUUGUUUCAUUUUGCAAGAUUUGGCACCAGUUUUAGUGAAUUAUACAGCAUCAUGCAUGUGGCAUUACAUAGAAAAGCUUAUUCUCGGCGAACAGCCUUAUUUUUAUUUAUCUUCUGCCAUUUUUUCCUUUAUUAUAUAUAAUAUUUACACUUUCAUUGGUGCGCUUUUCCAUUAUAGUAUUACAAAAAGGGAUUCUCCAUGCUACUCUUUCUGGAAACACUUGCAUUUCUUCUAUGUCAACUUAGUUAUAAAUCUUGUUCAGCAAACAUGGGCAAUUCGAAAGGUUUAUGCCAGAGGAAUAUUUCCAUGCCUAGGUUUGAGCUGGUUAGCCUCUAUUUGCCUGCUUUUUUGGAACUUUUCCUUCCCAUAUUUUACAAAAUUCUCAAAUUCUUACGGUUUUGAGAUCUACGGUGUUUCAUUAACAUAUCUAACACUAGAGAUAUCCUACUAUGCCGGACAUAUCAGUUUAAUCUUCAUGAUUUUGUCAUUUUUCAUUACUUAUCCAAUAUGGAAUUCUUUCAUCUCCCAUGUGUUUUUCACUAUCGGAUGUAGAUUUUACCAACGUUCUUUUGACAAAUAUUUGGGAAAUCUUUCUGAUGGAGAUGAUUUUAACUAUAUUCGGCUUCCGAACAUCUCAGAACCUCGUCAUAAGUCUCUUCUACACUUUGCGUUAGUUACUGACUACGAAGAUCUCCAUUCUCUGCUAAUUGCAGCAAUUGAUUCAGAUAGAAGUGAAGAGUUGACAAUAGAAUGCGCCAAAAUGCUUAUGAUCAGCUCAUCAAUACCACACAGGAUCCGUGAGAAGCUUUUCCAAAUAGAUAUUAAGAAAUUGUCAAUUUCUGCAAAACACUUCUUGUGUGAGCUCCAAUACGAAAUGAACAAGUACAGAUUAUCAGAAAUAGACAUAUCCGAGAGAAUCAGCUUCCUUCAAAACGAAAAACUGAAGACAAAAAUCGCAUUAUACGCUUUUUCAAAUUCUCUUUGCGAUUCACAGUAUUUCAAGUACAAAUACAAUCUCAUUGUCAAUUUCGCAUUGAUGUCCCACAGUUUCAAACAGAUGUGCAACUAUUCUGUUUCAUCAACACCUUUAUCACAGGAUUUGCUGUUUAUGUUCAGUGAUUACCUGUAUAAAUGUGCUGGAGAUCAUGUUCUCAUCAACAAAAUCAACGAAAAAGUUCAAAAUUUGAAAGGAUCUUUGAUUCAAACAGGAGAAAUGAAGCCAGAAGUCAUUGUAUCAUCGAACACGUUAGGUUAUGAGUCAGAUUCUCAAGACGAAUUCAGUAAAAAGAUUAUGAAUCAAAAAGCUUUGGAUUCUACAUCAGAUACGUCAUUAAUGUGCUUCAAAUUCCUUUCUUUAUGUAUAAUAGUUGAUCUUUUCUUCCCUCCAAUGACUAUGUACAAAUAUACGAAUUCUAUUGAGUUCAUUCCUGAUGCUUUCUUCAAUUACAUGCACUCUCCUUCCUUCUUUAAGUCGUAUUAUACUAUUGUGAACAUCGAAUGGUUCCUAAAUUCAAUGAAUUACACUUUAGGAAACAAUUCUUUGCCAUCAAAGUACAAAUGGAUCGGAUAUCACAUUUUAGCACAAUAUCUCAAUGUAGCGAAGUGUCCCAAAGACAAUCAGAGGGUUAUCAAUGUAGAAAGCUCAGAAUUGAUCAAUUUCAAAGAAAAAUUUUAUAAUUUUUGUUCGAAAUUGUUCAUACAAACGAAAGAUGACCCUUAUUACUGGAAGGCCUUGCAGGAUGGACAUCAAAGCCUCGUAUAUAUGUAUGGUUUGUUCACUCCUUUAAUUGAUAGAUACAUUGACUGCGCAUCUUCAAUCAAAAUGAAGGUAAGGACGAAUCACAUUGUGCAUACGACCAUUGCUACCAUUGUUUUAAUGGUUUUCGUGGCAAUAUGUCUGUUGUAUAGUGCGAAAUCUGGAAUUCGGAAAGCAUUAAACGUUUUUAGUGCGAUAGAGACCCAAACUCUUGAUGAAUUCAGGUCUUCCCUUUACGUACAGAUACAUCACCAGCCUUCAUAUCGAACAGAAGACCACGAAUUGAACGAUGACGGCGCAUUAGACUUAGAAGAAAUAGAAGCAGAUGAUUACCAGCAGAAUUUCGAUGACAUGAAUGAUUACACUGAACUCAUUGACAAAUCCCUUAAAAUGCCAAUCCAAUUAUCCAUUUUCGAUCCGGCCAGAAACUUGACACUUUUUGUUUACAUCGUCUUCAUAUUUAUUUUUAGGUAUGUUAUUUGUUUCUUUGUUAUUUAUUAUUUUUCGGCAUCUGUUGUUGAUAUUUCCACGAAAAGUGUUGAAUUUGAACAUUUACUCAACAAAUCGAGUUAUUUGUUCUUAGAAAUCAGCAGCAUGUUAUCGAACAUCACUGGUAAUUCAUCAAUUUAUGUCAAUAUACCACAGAAGGUUAAUUACACUGAGAAAAACAACACAGAGCUCGAUAAAAUUAUUCUAAUUUGGAAUAAUUUCAUUGAAAAUCUUGAAAAUUACAGUUUCUCAGAGAAAUUAUCUAUUAUUACUAAUAUAACAAUAUCUACAAGUUCUUUUAUUGUUGAUCAUUACAAGACGAAACAACUUUAUUCUUCUCUAACUUAUGCAAGAGAAACAGAAACAAUUUUUUGGUUUUUAGUUUUUAUUUUGAUUUUAAUUUUCAUUGUUUUGUAUUAUAGAUAUACAACAGUGUUCAAACACACAAUGAAAGAUAUAAGAAGACUUGUAUUAGUCCUGCAUUCGAAGUAUUCUCCAACAGAAUCAAUUAUGAUUAAUUCUUUUACUCCUGGAGCGCAAAAUGACAAAAAAUCAAUAAAUUUGGUUGAAUUCUCUGACACAAUCAUUUCGCAGUUGUUUGAUCCUGUUUUAUUCUUUAACAGUGAGAAUAAUAUCAUUGACAUGAACAAGCAAAUAACUGCACAACUUGGAUUCACUAGAGAAGACAUUUUAAAUGAAAAAGUCCAUAAAAUCAUUCCCAAAAAAGAAAACAAAGAAAUGUUUGAUUACAUUAAAUUAAUGUAUACACCAUUAGGAAUUCGUGCGAAACAUCAGUUUAAUAUUAAAGCAUAUACAAAAGAAGGAAAUGAAGUUAAUUUUAGUUCGUUUUUGGUUCCGAUUUCUCAUAAUGGAAAUUUAGUUUUUGGUUUGUUGAUGAGAAAUCAAUCGAGAAUUGAGGAACUGAAACAAGAAGUUACAUUGUUAGAUAAGAAAGUUAGAAUAUUUCUUGAGAGAUUAGUUCCUUCUCCUGUAGCGAAUAUGAUGAUGGAAAACAAGAUGCCGAAUUAUUUCACUUGUAAAGGUUGUGCUGUUAUGUCUAUUACAUUGAAAAGACAAACAGAUAUUGGUACUAAAGUUAGUAGAUUGGAUGUGACUGAUAUUACGGAAAUUGCUAUGUCUAUAAUGGAUAGAAUUGCAGAAAAUUAUCCAAAUAUUCAUAGGAUAAGAACUUUUAAUGGUGUUUUCAUUUACGUCUCUGGAUUUUUCGUUGAAGAAAAACCAAAUGAUUCUGUAACUUCUUUGGCUCAUUUCGCUUCUGAAUGCGCGGCAUCUAUCAAUAAAUCACUUGAAUUUCAUUCAUUCCUUUCAGGAAUUAUCAAUUACGGUGGUCCUGUUUAUGGUUUGAUGUGUGGAAUAUCUAAAACAGUUUUCGACAUGUUGUCAAAACUUUUGGUCGAAACUUAUGAUUUUAUUGACAUUGUUCCACCAGGAAAAUUAGUUUUGUAUGAAAAUGCUUAUCAACAGCUGGAAAAUACAACUCCUUACGUCAAAUUCCAGCCAAUAAGACCUGUUGAGAAGCAAUUAUAUGUCUUGCAUUCUUAUAUUGGAAUGCAAUUCGAGAGUAAUUAA